GCGGUGGCUCCCGACUCGCUGACGCCAGGGAGACCAGAUCAACCUAGGCAGCUGUGGAGAGAGGAGCUGGGGGGAAUGAAAAGAGAGGUGCUUGUGACAAAGCGCAGUAACCAGACUGAAAGAACAACAAAGCUGGGCUCUGAUUUAUUCAGAUGGCGGAAUUCUCACACAACCUUUAACUGAGACGGACAAAAACCUGAAUUUAACUGAACUCAGUUGUGUUUUCAAUAAAAAAAAAAUAUAUAUUUUGUGGGAAGCUGACUUUACAAAAGGUUUUGGUUAAAUCAGAAACUGCUCACGGAAAAAACGAUGAACGUGACCAGCUUGUUCUCCUUCACCAGCCCGGCGGUGAAGCGGCUGCUGGGCUGGAAGCAGGGUGAUGAGGAGGAGAAAUGGGCAGAGAAGGCGGUGGACGCCCUGGUGAAGAAGCUGAAGAAGAAGAAGGGUGCGAUGGAAGAGCUGGAGAAGGCGCUCAGCUGCCCCGGCCAGCCGUCCAACUGCGUCACAAUCCCCCGCUCCCUGGACGGUCGCCUGCAGGUUUCUCACCGCAAGGGGCUACCGCAUGUCAUCUACUGCCGUGUCUGGCGCUGGCCCGACCUUCAGAGCCACCAUGAACUGAAACCGCUGGAGUGCUGCGAGUACCCCUUCGGCUCCAAGCAGAAGGAGGUCUGCAUCAACCCCUACCACUACAAGCGGGUCGAGAGUCCGGUGCUUCCUCCGGUCCUGGUUCCCAGACACAGCGAGUUCAACCCUCAACACAGCCUCCUGGCACAGUUUCGCAACCUGGCCCAGAACGAGCCCCACAUGCCUCACAACGCUACCUUCCCUGACUCCUUCCCCCAAGCCAACAGCCACCCGUUUCCCCACUCGCCCAAUAGCAGCUACCCCAACUCUCCAGGCAGCGGGAGCAGCAGCACCUUCCCACACUCUCCUGCCAGCUCGGACCCUGGGAGCCCCUUCCAGAUACCAGCUGAAACUCCUCCUCCUGCAUAUAUGCCCCCAGAAGAUCAGAUGACUCAGGAUGGCUCCCAGCCUAUGGACACCAACUUGAUGGCACCUCCUCUUCCCCUAGAAAUCAGCAACAGACCAGAUGUUCAGCCAGUGGCCUAUGAGGAGCCGAAACACUGGUGCUCUAUUGUUUACUAUGAGCUGAAUAACCGUGUGGGAGAGGCGUUCCAUGCCUCCUCCACAAGUGUGUUGGUGGAUGGCUUCACUGAUCCUUCAAACAACAGGAACCGGUUUUGCCUUGGGCUCCUGUCCAAUGUUAACCGCAACUCCACCAUUGAGAACACUAGGCGGCAUAUCGGCAAAGGAGUCCAUCUUUACUAUGUUGGAGGUGAAGUGUAUGCCGAGUGCCUUAGCGACAGCAGCAUCUUUGUGCAGAGUCGAAACUGCAACUAUCACCACGGCUUCCACCCUACGACGGUUUGCAAGAUCCCCAGCGGCUGCAGCUUGAAGAUCUUCAACAACCAGGAGUUUGCUGAGCUUUUGGCCCAGUCGGUGAACCACGGCUUUGAAGCCGUCUAUGAGCUUACUAAGAUGUGCACCAUCCGCAUGAGUUUUGUAAAGGGUUGGGGUGCAGAAUAUCAUCGCCAGGAUGUCACUAGCACCCCCUGCUGGAUUGAGAUCCAUCUGCAUGGUCCUCUCCAAUGGCUGGAUAAAGUUCUUACACAGAUGGGAUCCCCUCACAACCCCAUUUCUUCGGUGUCCUAGGCAAAACUCUUUCCUUGCCCAUCGCUGUUGAAAACUAGUAUUGCAUUUCAAAGGGGGGGGGUUGCAUUUUACUUGAAGGAUGUUUGAAAUGGGCACAUUGCAGAAUGGCACAGGGGUGUGUGGGAGUCUGGAAGAUACUUGAUCUUUGUGACCAGCUGUACUAAUCAAGACCAUUUUUCUUUUGAGUAUCAGUGCUGGUCUUGUUAAUAUGUUUUAGUUUACAUCAGUAUUCCAUUGUAUACCCAAGCAGUUAGUGGCUCUCUUAGUGGGUCUGUUACAUGAACAUUAAGAAUUAAAAGGUGGAAGAUGACCAAUUGGGGGAUGGGGGGGGACAGUAAAUAGUUUAUUUUGUAGCAGAAGUUGUCAUUAGCUUGUUUCUGUAUUAUAAUCAUGGUCAAAAAAAAAUUCCAAUUGUUUUUUAUGCUCACAGAUGCUUACACUGUAGGAUAAAGAUGUGUUGCACAGAUGUAAAACUACCAAGAGCCUUUUUUUAUGCUUCCCAUAGCAGUACUUCAAAAGGGGGGUGAAAUACAAAAUAAGAUUUAUCAGUGUCCUCUUAAUAACCUUUCUGUUGUGUACUGAUUGUUACAGUUGUUAAAUGGAAAUAGUGUGAGAUGUAUUCUGCAUUAGAGUAAAACAAAAAAAAAAAACUGCCUGUAAUGUUAGAAAGUUUAGUAUGGGUAGAAUAGUCUGCAGGAUUAUGCAGGUAGUUGUAUUAUGGUAGAAAACCAAAAUAAGCAGAAAAGCAGUUAUACAUGCCGCCCGAUGUGCAUUUUACAGGUAACAUGUAUAUUGCUGUGUUACUGACCUAAAUCAUUUAUUUUACAUAAAAUGUUAUGCCUGAGCCCAUGUGGCAAACACAUUUUUUGUUUUGGUCUUUCUUUGUUUUGAAGAUGUAGACAUGGCUGUUGCUGUAUUAAAUUAGUGACAGCCAGGUCAUUUCUAAACUUUUGAUUUUAUUUUUUUAAGCUUUGCAAGACCCAGCAGUAAAAAAAAAAAAAAAAAAAAAAAAAAAAAAAAAAAAAAAAAGAAAAAAGUUUUACAGGAGAGUUUGUUUUUAAACUGACAUUUUGUAUUCACUUUUUUGUAUGAUCUUUUCUGCUCUUGUUAUACGCACUUUUACUAAAUGCUUUCCCUGUCAGUUUUUUGUUUUGUUUUGUUGUGCUGUAUGUAGUGUUCCCGGAAGGCAAUUUUAUUCCAUGAAUAUCAAGUCUCUACUGGAAGAUUCAAUAAAAAAGGUUUCAUUA
Molecule: messenger RNA, 2960 nt
Organism: Polyodon spathula (Mississippi paddlefish)
Lineage: Eukaryota; Metazoa; Chordata; Actinopteri; Acipenseriformes; Polyodontidae
Product: mothers against decapentaplegic homolog 1
Exons: 7
Coding region: 310-1713 (467 amino acids)
Biological process (GO): anatomical structure morphogenesis; cell differentiation; regulation of transcription by RNA polymerase II
Cellular component (GO): heteromeric SMAD protein complex
Molecular function (GO): I-SMAD binding; DNA-binding transcription factor activity, RNA polymerase II-specific; RNA polymerase II cis-regulatory region sequence-specific DNA binding
Source: RefSeq, a predicted model, not a curated record